AUGGAUAUAAAGAGAAGGGUACACAAAGAGCCAAAAUUCUCGACAUGUUUCGCUCCAGGUGGAGCUUCUUCAGGAGAUGAUUCAAUAGCAUUUAAUUAUGUACUAGAAGUAAAGAGAGAAUACGAGUGCUCAUGUGCUAAUAAUAUGAGCCCUCUAGGUGUAUCCGGAAAACCAAAAAAACGUCUUAAAGUCUUUGUUCUUUCUACACUAUUUAUACUGAACCACAAAACUGCAAUGAUGGUCCAGUCCGCAGCACUGAUAGUCUUCAUCUCCACGAUCUUGGGACACACGGGAUCGGCAGUGAGUCCUGUGGUCACCUUCACCCCAAACUGGGGGAAGAUCUUCAGAGGAGAGUCUAUAACAAUGACGUGUGAUGUGGGGAUCACCAGAGGAAGACGUCUGAUCUACGUCUGGUACCAGGAUGGUACAAAGAGACAUACAGGAAAAAUCUAUACCAUUGGAUCUGCAAACACUUGGAAUAGCGGGAACUACAGAUGCCGGGCCAAUACAGAAAGUAGUGACACUGCCAGACUGGACGUUGUUGAUGAUGAGGUGAUCCUGCGGGUUCCUCUCUAUGUAUAUGAAGGAGAUGAUCUGACUCUGAGAUGUCACCAUCGUUCUGGCUACUUGGGAAAAUUUUCAAGUUUCUAUAAGGACAAUGUUGUUAUUCAAAGCUGGACCGACACACCUGAAUAUCAUGUAGGAAUUGCAAACACAAUGAGCAUUGGGAAAUACAAAUGUAUAAAGGGAGUAACUUGGAACACAUAUGAAUAUUCCAAAGCUGAAAUUUUUCUCUCCAUAAAAAAUCUAUUUGAAAUUCCAGAGAUAAAGGUGACCCCGUAUCCGGUGGUAGAAGGUGAUGAGAUGACCCUGACAUGUGACACUAGUCUCAGCUCUCUCAGACCGAGGACACAACUGAAAUUUGCUUUUCACAAAGAUGGACGGAAUGUCCGAGAAUUCACUUCAUAUAAUCAGUAUGGAGUUCAGUCCGCUCAGGUGAAGGACUCUGGGAAAUAUUCCUGUGAAGUGACAACUGCAACCAACAGUGUAAGGAAGAGGAGUCAGGAGAUAUUGGUCAAGAUAAAUGAACUGUUUUUCACCCCGGUGUUAAAUGUAAGCACAUUGGAAGUCUUAGAAGGUGACACCAUGACCAUGAAGUGUGACACGAGUCUCAGUCCGCCCAGACAGAGGACAGAACUGCACUUUGCUUUCUACAGAGAUGGACGGAAUGUUCAGAACUUCAAUUCAUCCGAUCAAUACGGAGUCCAGUCCACCGAGCUGGAGGAUUCUGGGAAUUAUUCCUGUGAAGUGAGAUCUGCAUCCAACAUUUCUAAGAAGAGUGAGGCUGUCUUUGUCCAGAUAAGAGAGCUAUUUGAAAUUCCGGAGAUAAAAGUGACCCCGUAUCUGGUGGUAGAAGGUGAUGGGAUGACCCUGACAUGUGACACUAGUCUCAGCCCUCUCAGACCGAGGACACAACUGAAAUUUGCUUUUCACAAAGAUGGACGGAAUGUCGGAGAAUUCACUUCAUAUAAUCAGUAUGGAGUUCAGUCCGCUCAGGUGAAGGACUCUGGGAAUUAUUCCUGUGAAGUGACAACUGCAACCAACAGUGUAAGGAAGAGAAGUCAGGAGAUAUUGGUCGAAAUAAAAGAACUGUUUGUAAAUCCAAGAAUCAUAAUAAUGCCAAAUCCAACGAUAGAAGGAGACAAUAUGACCCUAAUAUGUAUCACAAGACUGACAAGGCUCAGACAGAGCACAGAACUGCAGUUUGCUUUCUACAGAGAUGGAAGGAUUGUUCAGGAAUUCAGUUUAUCCGAUCAAUAUGAAGUCCAAUCCACCGAGCUGGAGGAUUCUGGGAAUUAUUCCUGUGAUGUGAGCGCAUCAAAUGGCAAAGUGAGGAAAAGUAGUCACAUCACCCCUAUUACCAUAAAAGAGCUGUUUGUCACCCCGGUGCUAAAUGUAAGCACUUUUGAAGUCCUAAAAGGUGACAUGGUGACCCUGACAUGUGACACGAGUCUCAGUGCGCUCAGCCAGAGGACACAACUAGAGUUUGCUUUCUACAGAGAUGGACGAAAUGUUCAGGAAUUCAGUUUAUCUGAUCAAUAUGGAGUCCAGUCCACCCAGCUGGAGGAUUCUGGGAAUUAUUCCUGUGAAGUGAGAUCUGCAUCCAACAUUUCUAAGAAGAGUGAGGAUGUCUUUGUCCAGAUAAGAGAUCUAUUUGAAAUUCCAGAGAUAAAGGUGACCCCGUAUCCGGCGGUAGAAGGUGAUGAGAUGACCCUGACAUGUGACACUAGUCUCAGCCCUCUCAGACCGAGGACACAACUGAAAUUUGCUUUUCACAAAGAUGGACGGAAUGUCGAAGAAUCCACUUCAUAUAAUCAGUAUGGAGUUCAGUCCGCUCAGGUGAAGGACUCUGGGAAAUAUUCCUGUGAAGUGUCAACUGCAACCAACAGUGUAAGGAAGAGGAGUCAGGAGAUGUUGGUCAAGAUAAAUGAGCUGUUUUUCACCCCAGUGAUAAAUAUAAGCACCUUUGAAGUCCUAAAAGGUGACAACGUGACCCUGACAUGUAACCCAAGUCUCAGUCCGCUCAGACAGAGGACAGAACUGCAGUUUGCAUUCUAUAGAGAUGGACGUAAUGUUCAGGAAUUCAGUUUAUAUAAUCAUUAUGGUAUCCGCUUUGCUCAGCUGGAGGAUUCCGGGAAUUAUUUCUGUGAAGUGAGAUCUACAUUCAACAUUUCUAAGAGGAGUGACAAUGUCUUAGUCCAGAUAAGAGGUAAAAAGGACGCGGAUUACACGUUACAGAACAUAAUUCGUCUGUUGGCAUCUGGGAUCAUAAUACUUAUAGGGGCCUUUAUUUUCUACUCCCAUAUGAAGACUGUAAGGAUUUCCAAGACCAAGAAUGUUGAAGAUGCCAAGGAAAGGGUGGAAGAGCACCAACUGUGA
Rana temporaria (common frog) is the source of this 2940-nucleotide messenger RNA. RefSeq names its product titin-like. The record is from RefSeq and is a predicted model, not a curated record. The coding region runs from base 1 to 2940 and encodes 979 amino acids. Gene Ontology annotation, biological process: cell surface receptor signaling pathway. NCBI's taxonomy places the organism in Eukaryota, Metazoa, Chordata, Amphibia, Anura, Ranidae. Gene Ontology annotation, molecular function: transmembrane signaling receptor activity. The transcript has 14 exons.